UUAUUAUAUUUUAAUCUGAAAUUGUCUAAAAUAAAGUUUAUUUCAGUGUAUACGGACUUCCAGUGUAACAUUUCCAGUAUGCAAAGGACCUACAAAUCCAAGAAAGAUACAGGGGGUGGUCUGGAUCCUCGUGAAGUAAUAUUUUCGCUCGACGAUAAAAGUUCAGCUUUCGAUGCAUUUUAUAUUCAAAAUAUUAAGCAAACUAAACGUGAACAUUCAUGUAUGAGUUCCUCGAACCAGUACAGUAGUGCUGCUAAUAAAGUUCGCAAGAGAAAAUAUGUAAGGAGGAUUGUCAAAGAGGUUGAACGUAUUCCAGAGUAUACAAGCAAAUCCUCAUAUCUGACUCCAGAUAAGUCAAUACAUGUCAACAGAGGACAAGAUUUAUUCGAUCAACUUCUAAAUUCCUCUUCACCCACCGGAAAUGAAACAAUCAAAACCAAUAAAAAUGAUUUAUUUGACAAACUCAAACUAAGCAAGGAAAAAAAUACUUACAGUCGAAAGAAGAUUACAAAAACUAGGAUAAAAACAUUCAACUAUUCCAGCAGUGAUUCUACUGAUUCUGAUAAAGAAAAUAGUAGUGAAACAAAAUCACAAAAUGCAACAAAUAUAGGAAAACAUGAAUUGGUUAUUGAAAGAGAACCUAAGAAAAGCAGUCCUUACUGUCAGGAUCAGGACGACUCUAUCAACCAUAUAGCAAACUUGUCUAUAAUAAAUAAAAUGACAGAUUCUUGCACACCGAAAAAUUACAAAUCUAACAAUUAUGAAAAUAAUAGACUUACAGAACAUCUAAUACCAAAUCAGAAUUCACCCCUCUGCAGCACUCCAUUCAUGGAAAAAUAUCGCGGAAAAUCUAUUUAUAAAUUCUCACCAAUUUCUAUGGGAAAAUUAGAUGAAAGCAAUACACACAACACAGAUCAUACAGAUAGCAAUGAAAAAGACAAGAGUGUUGUCUUAUUUGAUAGCAAUGAAAUGGAUUCUCUUGUGGUUUCUAAUAAUAUACAUGUGCCCUCUCCAGUAUUGAAAUGUACUUCUAAAAGUAUGUUUAACAACAGUAGCGGUCAUUCAAAUGUUAGCAGACGAAAGAAAAACUCAAAUAAUAGUCUUAUAAAUAAUUCUGUACACAAAGAGGACAGAGAUGAAGCUGUAAAAGAAGAUGUAAAAAAUAACAUUGAUUCUUUGAUACAGUACAGUACUGAUGUGACUCCAUUCCUAGGAUUUGUUAAUAACACUUUAAAACAUGAAGAAGAUCCUGAAAUAAUUCUAGUAGAUAAUGAAAUAGAAACAGAAAUUAAUACUUCACCAAGAAAGAGUUUAGUUCUUCAGACAAGUACUAAAAAUAAUUUGUUUAAAAGAAGAAAUGAUUCAAAAGCAAGUAAUUCAUCUUCAGAUAAGUCUAACACCUCUGUAAAAUCUAACAAAUCCGUAAAAAUUACGAACAUAACAUUUGAGGAGGACUUUUUGCCACCAAGUAAUAUUGAUACCAAUCAAAUGAGUAUUGAAGAUGAACCCUUUCUGGGCUUUUCAACAAAUACAAUAUUAAAAGCUGAAGAAAUAAUAGAUGUAGAUAAAAGCUAUUUUGACAGUGAAGAAAAUUCCAGCAAUGAUAUAACUAUGGUUGAAAGUGAGAUACCUAAACAGAUAGAUGAAAUUGAGACUGAAAAUAAAUUAAGUAUUUCCAUAGAAGAUAACAGCUGCAAUGAAGAUAAAUUCAUGACUUUUAGUACUACCCGAAAAACUGUUGCCACUGAAUCUAUAAUAGAGUCAGAUAGUGAUGGCCAAUCACAUUAUGACACAUGUGACAGCCUUGAGCGUUUCAGUGAAGAAGAAAAAUGCGAGCCGAAAACUAAAAUACCCUUGGUUGUAUUAGAGAGAAUGAAUUUAUCAAAUUUUGAAAAGCAUAGAAAUAAAAAUACAAGUGACUCUUCUAGUAGUAGCAGUAAUAAUUCUUCAGCGGAAAUAUCUUACACAGAUAAAGAUACUAGUUCUAAAGAGGUUGAAGAAUCAACUGAUACAGAUACUGAAAGCAAUAUCAGCUCUCAAACAUCAAGCACUGGUACUGAGAGUUUUAUAAAUGAAGAGUCGAACGAAUCUAAAGAAGAAAUAGAGGAAUUAGCUACACAGACAUCAGGAUCACAGAGUAACGAAGAAGAAGAAAGGAAUUUCGUAACAAAAAGAAGAAGGAAUGAUGCUGUUAACAAUUCUUCACUACUAGUCCUAGAUGAAACUACGGACAAUAUCAACACAAGUACUAGCACUGAUGAAGCAAACACAACUGUACUGCACAAAUUGUUUAACAAAAAUCGACCUGGUAAACGUGUUACUGAAGAUUUGAUAUCUGAAGUGCUUUCAAGAGAUGAUGUUACUGAAUCAUACAAGAGUCUUGUUAAAAACUUUAGAAUGUCUGUAGCUGAUCGCAAUGCUUCAAGGAUAGCUGAACACGCUCAUCAAAGUAAUAAAGCAACUGGAUCAGGACUACAUUCUAUAUCACAUGAUGUAUCUAAACUAGACAAGACUGUGAUGGAACCAGCAAUUGUCCUGCAACCUGGGAAGAAAUGGGAGAGAUCUUUGAGUAUUUACAGGAGGAUGACCACAAUGAGUACAUGUGAUGGCUCUGUUCUAGAAGAUGAUGAAUUGGAUAGAAAGGGAAGAAAAUACAGACAAAGUGUUAUAGAAACUAUGGAGAUGCAGCCACAUAAAGGUCCACUACAUAAUGAGUCAUUUCAAAGUUGCAGAAGUAGUAUUGUUUCCAAGCCACAUAGGGCAACUAUUAAAAUUAUAAAGGACCCCAACAGUUCUAAUCAAAGUCAUCACUCUUCGUCGGUUUUGAAUGAUCUUUCAGGAUUUCUACACGAGGACUGUGAUGAUACGGUUGUCGAACUAUCGAAACUCUCGAUUUCUGGUCCGGAACUCGAGGUUACAAUAGUUGAGAACGUCCAUGAGUCGGAGCGCCUCACGACCGCUCGCGAGUUUGUGCUGCGUCGCUGCAACCAGACAGAGCCGAUACUGUUUGAUGAAUGUUACCCGGACACGGUACUAAAGAAUUGCCACAAGAUUGGCGAGGGUGUGUAUGGCGAGGUGUACCUGUGGAAAGCUCGCGAUGGCCGUGCGAGGGUUAUGAAGGUGGUCCCGAUAGCCGGCAGCACGAAGGUCAACGGGGAGCAUCAGAAGGACUUCCACGAGGUCAUCUCUGAGAUUGUGAUUGCUAUGGAAUUGAGCGCACUCCGCGCUCCCAUAGCAGAUAUCGAGAAUCACUUAGAUGAGGGCAAGGACAUCGCAUCACUGGAUCUACAUUCUAUAGAGAAUGCUACUGAUUGCUUCAACGAGGUGUUGGCAGUAAGGUGCGUAUACGGCAGCUACCCAUCCCGUCUGCUCGACCUGUGGGACUUAUUCGACGAGUGCAAGGGCUCAGAGAACGACAACCCAGCCGUGCUACCCGCAGACCAGCAGUUCCUGGUGCUGGAGCUGGCCAACGCUGGCCAGGACCUCGAGAGCUACCAGUUUACCAACGCGGAGCAAGCGCAUGCGUUGUUUAUGCAGGUGGCGUUUGCUCUAGCGGUAGGCGAGGAGGCGUUCCAGUUCGAGCACCGCGACCUGCACUGGGGCAACGUGCUGAUCGCUCCCACUGAGCAGAAGUACGCAACAUUCGUGCUCCGCGGCCGUUCCUACCGCCUGCCACGUCGAGGGGUCGCGGCCACCAUCAUCGACUACUCUCUGUCUCGCGCGGCGCUGCCCGUGGCGGGGGACCGCGUGGCGCUGUACAACGACCUCGGGCGGGACGAGGAGCUGUUCGCGGCCGUCGGGGACAAGCAGUUCGAUGUGUACCGCUCCAUGAGAGAGCACACUGGUAAUGAUUGGAAGGUGUUUGAGCCGUACACCAACAUUCUCUGGCUCGAGUACGUGGCUGAUAAGAUGAUAACAGCGCUGCGCUACAAGAGAGUCAACACUAAGGUGCACAAACACUACAUCGCCAAGCUCAAGGGCAUCAAAGACCGCAUCCUUACCCACAGGAGCGCAGUACAAUUCGUACUCACUGACGACGAAUUUUAAAUUUAGAAAAAGAAACACAAACAACGAACAAAUUAUGUAAUAAAAUCUCUCACGACAUUCACCAUUCAUUCAAUUCAAUAAACAAUGGACAUUUUAAACAUGGUUUGCGAUUUAUAUAAAGGUAGCGUAGAUUGCUUGACAAUGCAUUGUGAUGUAUAUAGAAAUUGCUUAUAUAAAAUUGUUACAGUAGUGGACCUCGAAAGAUUUAUUUAUAACAUUGUAGAACAGUUUCAAAAGCUUGAGGGGGAUUUUUCACCCGAUUUAGUGCCUUUGUUCACACAAGAAAUAAACUCAUAUGUUGUGUUCCCAA
Messenger RNA from Plutella xylostella (diamondback moth), 4357 nucleotides. RefSeq names its product haspin (gene Haspin). NCBI's taxonomy places the organism in Eukaryota, Metazoa, Arthropoda, Insecta, Lepidoptera, Plutellidae. Gene Ontology annotation, cellular component: cytoplasm; nucleus. Gene Ontology annotation, molecular function: ATP binding; histone H3T3 kinase activity. The record is from RefSeq and is a predicted model, not a curated record. Gene Ontology annotation, biological process: protein phosphorylation; intracellular signal transduction; mitotic cell cycle.